Phyllopteryx taeniolatus (common seadragon) is the source of this 6613-nucleotide messenger RNA. Its product is annotated as coiled-coil domain-containing protein 9B. The coding region runs from base 220 to 1848 and encodes 542 amino acids. NCBI's taxonomy places the organism in Eukaryota, Metazoa, Chordata, Actinopteri, Syngnathiformes, Syngnathidae. The record is from RefSeq and is a predicted model, not a curated record. The transcript has 12 exons.
AGGGUGGGAGGGUUGGAGAAACGGAAGGGGGGAGAGGGAGGACAAGCGGGUGGGUGCUGUGAAAUCUGUUAACAGGGGAGCUCUGUGUGUUUGCUGGCUGCCUUGGCUGUUUGCCCAACUUGGCUCAUUGUGAUCAAGGCAUGAUCGUGGACUCCAGGCAGCCCUCGCCGCCGCCUCGGCUGCCUCGCGUCUGGACGCAGCCUCGCUAUCAGCGCUGACAUGGAAAGACCUGCACCUUGCGACCCGUUGCCCAGAAGGGAUCACGAGAAGGACUUGGAGCUGGACAAGAAGAUCGAGGCUCUCCGCAGGAAGAAUGAGGCGCUCAUGAAGAGAUACAAGGAGGUGGAAGAGGACAAGAAAAGAGCAGAGGAAGAAGGAAUGGCGCUGCAUAGCCGUAAGGGCAAAGCUGAUGAUCUUACGAUCACAGUGAACAAGUCCACCUGUGACAGUCGCGUGGUGGUGACCAAGUCCUUUAACAGUGGCUCACCUUCUGGGAAAGGACUAGAGGAAGUAGGAGCAGGCCGAGGGGAGGAAGUUACUAUGCAGGCUGCUGGCAGUGUAGGCAGAUGGCACAAGAAGCAGCUAAUUGUCACCAUGGCUGGUAAAAAGGGUAAGAGAGUGGUGUGUGAGAGGCCUGAGAAGAGGCAAGACCCCAAAUGUCUGUCAGAUGUGAAGAGCCCAACUGAUGAGGCGCAAACUGGUAUUCUGGAGGCGGCGGGGAUAGGGAAACAACCACGUUUCAAGACCAAGUUGGACAUUACAGCACAGGAGUUGGAAAUCACAGACCUUAACAUCCCCACAUCAAAGGAGGAGCAGGAGGACUACUUGCAGUGGAAAAAGGAGCGCGAGAAAAUUGACAAGGAGAGAGUGGCGCGUCACAAGAAUGCCAAGGGACAGUGGAGGCGGGCGUGGGACAUAAACAAAACAGAGAACAUGUUUUUAGACAAAUCCCAACCAGACAGAGCCUGGGUGCCUCCAAGUAGAGGAGGACGAAGCGCCAGAAAAGGACAGCAUAGGUCUGGUGCUGACACACGAGGUCAUGAGAAGCGAGGCAAAGACAAGUCAACUAAAAACGUACAAGUAAUGAGCAGCAACGCAAAAGGAAAAGAUCGCUUGACUGGGAGGGCCAGAAGAUGGGAACCUCAAGAAGAAGAAGAUAACCCACAGACUUCAGAUACACCAUUGGAGGAAUUGCUGGAGGAACUUGAUGCACUUACAGAUGCUGAGGCAGAAGAGCAGAGAGAUCAGGACUCAAAAACAAAGCUGUUGCUCAGUCCAGAUGUUUCAAUUACUUGUGAGGAAUUGCGGGGAUCCGAAGGUUCUUUGGCUACCUUGAGAGCAGACAUUUCAGUGCAGGAGAAAGCAGACAGCUCAUCCCUUAGGGCUUCAGAGAAGAAAGUGCGAUUCUCAGAGGAACUCGUCCUGCGGGCUCACACAAAACAAAUCACCGGCUCUCAGGAUUCCGCCAAGUCUGAAUCAAGUCCAAUAUUCUUCUUAAAAGCUUCCUUGCAGAAAAAAAGCCAGCAUGAAGUGCUCCGGCAGCAUCUGGAAAGUGCCAAGGAGGAUGAAGAGAGUCAUUGCCAGCAGCAGGCUUCUGAAAGUAAAUGUACUAAAAAAGACAUCAGUGUCCCCGCAGCGCCUUGUUGCCCCCCUGCUGAUAAGGCCUGCGCUUCUCUACUGGAAAGCUCUGUCCACCCUGUGGAGCUUGCCACAUGUAACACAAACCCAGCGGAACCUGUUGACUUGCGUGUAUGUGUCUUGAGCCUGGAAUCAGGGGAGUCACACCCGGAACACUUUAGCUGCAGCGACAAGGUCAGUGUGAGAAGCAAGAGGGCCGGGGGGAAAUGACUAGGUGUGUAAAUCGACUGAUUGAAAGUGCAAAUGGAUGAUGAUGUUAAAAAGGUGACGAGAGAGAGAGAGAGAGAGAGAGAGAGAGAGAGAGAGAGACGGCCAGCAUGUGUGAAUGGCAGCUGUGAUUUCCAAUCUCAGUUCAAGUAUAUUCACCACCCGCGGUGCCCGUUGGAGUGCAGCAGCAGUAGUCUCAUGAGAAAAGCCCUUCAUCUCAUCCACUACUAGAAUAGACCUCCUUCUUAAAAUGUGCACAGUGAGAUGUAUAGAUUACCAGUUUGAGGAAUGGGAAGGUAAUUACAGUUUCUGCUCUUUUUUUGCAGGCAAGAGAGCAUGGGAAGAUUGUUUAACAUGCAAAUACUAAAAAAACUCGAAUAUAGACUCUCAAUGGGCUGAUGUGGCUCCAAGCAUUGCAGUGUGUAACAUCUGUUUGAUCCAACGUUAUGGUGUUUCAGAGUACUGCUGCAGCCGAACACUUUAUGCGUACAAAAGCAUGCGUGGUGACACAUCAUUUCGCGUGUGUUAGUGUGCAUCUUGAGUGCAAUCUCACGGGAUGUUUACAUGUGUUGUUCUGUGCAGGCUGUAAGGUACAUUAGUGUAAUAUACUGGAGGUUGGCCUUGAAAAGAAACGUCUGACAAGGACUAUUUGUUUAGCGCUUGAGUCUGCCCUUUGGCUAAUCUCAACAAGAAGGGGAAAAAAAAUGUAUUGUUGAAAAUAGAAGUUAGAAUCGUUAGAAUCCACAGUUUUCCACCCAAACGGCGUAAGGAGCUAUUAGCAGCUGCCUCCAGCAUUUGUCGAUGGCCUUAUAUACAAGUAACUCAUCUGUUCAUAGACAUUCAUUGUUAAGUGCAGAUUUUAUUUUUUUUAAACAAUAGAGUAGAUUUAUUAACUAAACUAUGUGUAUGCUUUUGCUAUGGACAAUACAAACAGGGGGCAUUUUGUACUGCUUGGAUGCACAUCGUAAAAAUGAUUUUCUCAUAUACAUUUGAUAUAGAUUUCCACAUGCUAAAGGGCAUACUCGUGCCAUUAUGUGUCUUUACCCGACUUCAACAUGUAAGGCUCAGCUCGACACAAUGAAAUGAAAUGAAUGAAAGUUUCAAAUGCAAAAUUUACAUGUUGAUGCAGUCAAGAACAUAACUGGUUUAAAAUCAACGGUCACUUUCUGGCCGCAUGUAAUAUUUUAUUGCACUUGAUAAGAAAUUGAACUUUGCACAUUUGUAGGUUUGACAGGAGGGAUAUGAACUCUCUCGGUCAUGCCUUCAAAACUAAGAUUUUUGCACUUACUGUAUGGUUUGUUUCUAUUCCAUUUAAAAAGAGAGUGUGUGGAUAAGGCAAUGGUCCAACUGUUGAUUUGUCCACUGAGGCCUUGAGGCACAGCUGGGAGGGAAUCACUUGAGAUAUUGAAAAUAAAUCAAGCAUGGGGUUUGUCAGUAGUUAAAACACAGAGAUUGAACUGCAGCUGCCCUUUCAUGCUGUUUUCUUAGCCCAUUGCAGGGGGGGAAAAAAAACAAGUCAUAUUUGACAAGCAUCCUGAGAAUUGUUGUGCCUUGUAUUUCAGAGUUGUCAAAUAUAAUUGACACAGUGUAUUCAUCAACCCAGACUUGCGCUUGUAUUUCCCGUUUCUUCAUGGAUAUGUGUUUUUUAAAUUCAACUGUGAGUCAAAAUAUGAUACACACAUAUGAUUUUCUUGUGUCCAGAUUUUGGCAGAAUGCUGUAGUGUAGUAAAAAGCUUAUGUAACCACAAGUACAGUUGUUGACUGACAUGCUGCAGAUUUCUUACAGCUUCAACUGUGGUUACAUAAAAAAAGGGGAAAAUAAUAAUAACAGGUUAUAGAAACGUACUGGGGAAGAACACGUUUAAGGCCUGUGCAGCCAUAAAGAAAAAAUUCUUUAUGUCUUGUUCUAAUUUGAUAGACGAGAGUUGACCAUGUUGACCUUAUUUUUGAUUCCCUUUUAGAGGUUAGAAGUUAAGAAUAUUUAUUUUUAGCUGUUUUCUUACAAUUUUGUAUGUAGAUGUUAUCAUAACGCCUCAAACGACACAUUAAAAAGAUGGCUGUGGCUCUCCAGCUGGGUCCUUCAUGUUUGCUCAUGUUAUUCGAAAGCGUAUGUGACAUAAACAAAUGUUUGCUUGCAGACAUGAAAGAACAAUAUAGUGUUUUAGUACUGUAGGUUCUAAUUAUGACCAAUUGUGUAAGUGCAAUACCACAAUGAAUCUCUGCUGAGCAGUCAUUACUUCAGAAAAAUAGAACAAAACAAGAAUCAAAGUAGGCGUCACGGUUGACGACUGGUUAGCACAUCUGCCUCUCAGUUCUGAGGACCCGGGUUCGAAUCUAGCUUCGCCUGUGUGGAGUUUGCAUGUUCUUCCCGUGCCUGCGUGGGUUUUCUCCGGGUACUCCGGCUUCCUCCCACAUCCCAAAAACAUGCAUGGUUGGUUAAUUGAAGACUCUAAACUCCCAUAUGUAUGAAUGUGAGUGUGAAUGAUUGUUUGUCUAUAUGUGCCCAAUUGGCGGGCGACCAGUUCAGGGUGUACCCCGCCUCUCGCCCAAAGUUAGCUGAGAUAGGCGCCAGCACGCCCGCGACCCUAGUGACAAUAAGCGGUACGGAAAAUGUGAUGGAUAUAUAAUCAAAGUCAUGAUGUUCAAGAUCAUACUGUUCUACUGUAGCUCCAUUAGGUUGGUCACUGACCCCGCUAGUAACGGCAAAAAAGUCUAACUAAAUUAUUGUACAGUUGAAGCCAGACAUUUACAUACGCUAUAUGAAAAGACACACUUUUUUCCCUCACUGUCUGUCAUGAAAUCAGACUAAUCUUUUCCUGUGCUACGUCAAUUAGGAUUAUCAAAAUUCUUUGUAUUUGCUAAAUACCAGAAUAAUAAGAGAAGGAUUUUUUUUUAGACCAUUUUUCAUUACCUUCUUCAAAGUAAGAAGUUUACAUACAUUUCAUUAGUAUUUGGAACCCUUGGCUUUAAACUAUAUGACUUGGGUCAAACGUGUGGGAUAUCCUUCCACAAGCUUCUCACAACAGUGGGCAGGAAUUUUGGCACAUUUCUCCUGACAGAACUGGUGUAACUCAGCCAGGUUUGUAGGCCACCUUGCUCGUACAUGUCUUUUCAUGUUUCUCCAUACAUUUUCAAUAGGGUUGAGAUCAGGGCGAUGGCCACUCCAGAACAUUGACUUCGUUAUCCUUAAGCUACUUUGUAACCAGUUUGGCAGUAUCCUUCGAGUCAUUGUCCAUUUGGAAGACCCAUUUAAGCCCAAGCUUUUCCUGGCUCAUGUCUUGAGAUGUUACUUCAGUUUCCACACUGUUCUUUCUCCAUUAUGCCAUCAAUUUUGUGAAGCGCACCACACCCUCCUGCAGUGAAACAACAUGAUGCUGCCACCCCUGUAUUUCAAAGUUGGGAUGGUGUUCUCACGCUUGCAAGCUCCCCUCUUUUUUGUCAAAACGUAACGAUGCUCAUUAUGUCCCAAAAGUUCAAUCUUAUUUUCGUCAGACCACGUCCAUCCAUCCAUUCUCUGAACUGGUUAUCCUCACUAGGGUCGCGGGUGCGCUGGUGCCUGUCACAGCUGACUUUGGGCGAGAGGCAGGGUACACCCUGAACUGAUCGCCAACAAAUCACAGGGCACAUACCUAAACAAACAACCAUUCAUACUCACAUUCACACCUACGAACAGUGUAAAGUCAUCCAUUAACGUACCAUGCGUGUUUUUUGAAUGUGGCAGGAAACCAGAAUACCCGGAGAAAACCCACACAGGCACGGGGAGAACAUGAAAACUCCACACAGAAAAGCCAGAUUUGAACCCCAGACCUCGGACAUGUGAGGUGGAUGUGCUAACCAGUUGCCCACUGCUGGACAUGUCUCCAAAAAUUAAGGUCUUUGCCCCUGUGUGCGUUUGCAAACUGUAAUCUGGCUUUUUGAUGUUUCUUUUGGAGUGAUGGCUUCUUCCUGGCAGAGUGGCCUUUGAGCCCAUGUAAGUACUCGUUUCAUUGUGGAUAAUUACACACUUACCAGAAUCUUCCCAAGGUCUUUUCUUCUUGGGUCACACAUUUUGGACCAAAACACGUUCAUCUCUGGGACAUAGAACCCGUCUCCUUCCUGAGCGCUUUGAUGGCUGGACAUUCCCAUGGUGUUUAUACCUGUGCAUAAUUGCUUGAUAAGAUGAACGUAGCACCUUGAGGCAUUUGGAAAUUGCACCCAAGGAUGAACCAGACUUGUGAAAGUCCACAAUUCUCUUCCUGAUAUCUACACAAAGAAGCAGUCAAAGCAGUGUCGAAGCAGUUUCAGGUGUGCGGGAUUCAAAUACAUCCACAGGUGUGUCUCUGACUUAAAUGUUGUCAUUAAACCUCUCAGAAGCUUCCAAAGUAAUGACAUCAUCAUCUGGGUUUACCCAAAUGGUUUAAAGGCAUAGUAAGCUUAUUGUAUGUAAACUCCAGAGUUUAAAGAAAAUAAUAAAAAAUUGCCUUAAAAAAUCAUUUUCUCAUUAUGCUGGCCUUUAGCAAAUACAAAUCAUUUUGGUAAUCCUAAAUGACCUAAAACAGGAAAGGUUUAGCGUGAUUUCAUCUCAGACAGUGAGAAAAAAUAAAAUUGUAUGUCUUUUUUAUUGAAUGUAUGUAAAAAUCUGCUUUCAACUAUCUGCACCUUUAGUCAUAUCCUCACCAAAAUGUAAUGGUUUCUUGCUCGCCAAAUGUGUCACCCCUCCGCUGAGUUUCAGUUGUGUAAAGUUUGCAUAAUCCUGUGACCGAACAAAUAAAAACCUCUCACUCUUUCA